CGCUCUUCCUUAUUUCAAACAACGCCAUCGUUCACGAAGGAGCCUAUCAGCAUUUUGCAGGUUAUGAGCAACAACCAAAUGAACUCAGUUCAUAAACCCAUCAUUAGAAGCACAAAGUCACCUGAGUAGUCUGGUUUACAACUCCUGUCCUCAAUCGCAGAGCAAUCAAAGACGACUCGGCUGCUUUAAGAGUUAAGAACCACGAAUUUGGACGUGAGGUAUGGAACAGAGUCGGCGCRAUGACGGUAGUUCUUCCGAAGUCGACCAGAAGCAGCAGCCGAAACCGUAUAAGUGGAAGUACCAGUAUCCCUACCAGAAGCACUAGGAACCUUCUACAACACCCUGGAGCGUAUCGAUGGCUCUUUUUGGUGGGGGUGUUGCUAUGUCACAGAUUGCUAAACGAGUCUCGCAUGCUGAGAAUCAUAGACUUUGGGAUCUCUUCCUUGGAAGCCACGCGCGACAGGUUACAAGAGCACGAUUGCAAACCACGGCAGAAACGACCACUGGCUGUUGUUCACGUCGGUCCACGUAAUACGGGAUCGAACGGGAUCCAGCAUUUAGUGUUACAGUUCAUGGACCAAAUGAAAGAACACGACAAAUAUGUGGUUCCGGUGGUACCGGGGGGACCCAAUGAAAUCGACAUAACAGCAUACGACUACUAUUACGCCAAGGACAACACUAGAGACUUACCGAUUGAUAAGAACACGGCCCAUUUGGCGGGUUGCCUGAACCCUGACAACCUUGGAGGCUGGUGCAAAUCCUUCGUAGCGAACUUUGAAAAAUUUCUAUACAGGGCGGAUUGCGAAGCUUCCAACAUUGUCUUCUCGAGCGAAGAGUUCAGCAACCCAUACAUAGAAAUUUCCCUCCUCAAAAAACUUCUGGAACCAAGCUUCAGAGUCCGGAUCGUAUUGUACCACCGGCGCUUCGAUCUCUGGUUUCGCUCGAUGCACAAUGAAUUUGUUAAGUCGACUAGAGAUUUACAUGGCGAUGGCGUAGUGUUCCCCACCAUUGACAAGUGGCUCGCUACGAACGGUGUCCUCGGAACACAAGGGAUGUGGUCCCCGGUCGCUGUCUACAGAAGAUAUUCGAAGCACUUUUCAAACAUCACAGUCAUUGAUGUAGACCGUCUCAAAGSAACUGGCACAACGAUAGAAGAAUCCUUCUUUUGCAACGGAAUUCCCGACGCACCGGUCACGUGCCGAACCAUUCGCGCCUGGGCCGGCUCCAUGGGCAACCAAAAAUUGCCGGCCAAUCCGAGCCAAUCGCUUUACGAGAUAUCGGUGCUCGGCGCCUUGCGUGCCCAGGGAUACAAUGUGACGAAGAAGGCGGAAACCGCCAUCCGGGCUCGCCUAAGGGGAUCGCAUGUUUUUGACGAAUUAAGCAAGGUUUGUCCGGGGAAAGACCGCCUACAAAAGUUUUUAAACAUGACCCUUUCUUUUGAGAGAGAGCUGGCCGACGCGCUAGCGGAUCCUUCCUGGAACUUCGACGCGAAGGCUCUGAAGCAAGACUUUUGGGAAAAUGUUGCACCCAAGUUAUGCUCGAUCAAUUUGACGAUCAUCGAGGGCUGGAAGACCGAGGAUUGGUUUCGUGAGAUGGUAAAAAAUGAACCCGUACCGCCUUCUCAAAUCGCAAAGUUUCAAAAAUAUCUUUCCAGGCUCUCUAACGCCUUCGAGGAUCCAUAGAGACCCAGUCACCUGACCAUACCCGGCUUUCCUGCCGGAGCAAUAUUUUUAAAAUCCAACUGGAUUCCCUGCAGGGAAUAUCCCCGAUAGUACGACGACGAUGCCRAUUUUUUUGAUACGAUAGAUCGUGCCGACUGGAUCAAUACCUCGGACUCCAAGGGACGAAAGUAUAUGCCGACGACGUCUUCCUCUCCAGGAUUACCAUAGAUGACCAUCAAUGAUCUACGGUGGCGCGACAACCCGCAGCCAAACAAACGAAUCACAAAUUGCUUUAGCACUACACCUACGGCACAAAGAACUGGUAGAUCGAAUGGGAUUAUUUG
Messenger RNA from Pseudo-nitzschia multistriata, 2005 nucleotides. Lineage: Eukaryota; Bacillariophyta; Bacillariophyceae; Bacillariales; Bacillariaceae. The record is from the annotation of a GenBank genome assembly.